AUGGAAACUGGCGUGUCCUACAAUGGCUUUGCUCCCCAUACUUUUGAUGUUGAUGAUGGUGUGAUCGACGAAGAUUCCCUCAGCAGGUGUACAGUCUGUGACUCCGAUGCUACGUUGAAGUGCUCUCUUUGUGGAACCGUAUACUGCAACCCACAUUGCUUUAGGAAAGACUGGCCUCACCACAAAGCACUCUGCAAGACCGCAAAGGAUGAGCAAAGCGUCGACAAAACCGGCACCGUGCGGGCUAUCCUCUUCCCAGUAGACUCCAAGAAGCCAGUGUGGGCUCAUAUCAGUCUCGAUUCUCUCAAUGUCUCAAUCGCGAGAGCUCUGGGCAUCACGGGGAAGAAACCACUCAAGAAGGCCGCUAAUCAACUCGUGACAAAUGACAUAAACAAAAGUCUCACGCACCGCAAGGUUGGCCACGGCAUCCAACAAUUCACAUUGCCCAAGACGCGCACCGUUGAGGGUGUCAACUUGAACGAAUCCAUCUUCUCGCUUGCCGACCCGGGGAGUCUCCGAGCAUACUUUGGCUCGGCCGUCUUUCUCGCCUUCGGCACAGUUAAGUUUGAGGGCGAGGGCGACCACAAGGCAUCCUGGUGGGAGGACGCCACGCCCCGCGAUCUACGCAUGAUCAUCGAGUGGUACUACACGCGCCCCGACAACCCAUGCAUCUCUCACACGCACCGGCUCCCGAUCAAGUCGUAUAGUGCUCCCUGGAAGGAAGCCCCGCUCUGGCCGGCCGUGCAGAUACUCUGCGACGGCGAUUUCUUCCGUUUCGGCGUGCUAUGUCCGAAAGGGUUGGACAAUGUGCAGAACGUCCAAGUGCUAUCUAAAGAUGUCUUCGGGAUCCGCACCCCAAGCGAGAUCGCGCGCAUGGCAGGACUGCCGUGGCUCGUACAGCCGUGCCGCAGCGCCGUCGACCCUCUCCUCGACAAAGACAAGUAUGACUUCCUGCACAACUGGACCGGCCGCAUCUACGCCCAGAACAAAGCGACGACUUUCCGGCACUGGAACAUCGAUCACGCCGACGGCUGGACGCUGCCGGAACAUCUGGAUUCGACGCACUGCGGGUCCCUGGUGGUUCUUCACGCGCGCGGUUGCGAGAUCGAUAAGUUGCAUAUUCUGGGCUUCAAUGAAUACAUCAACCAGGCGUUCAAGCAAGUCGUUCCUCUUCUGACGUACGAGAGAGAAGGAGAUCAGGCACGUGUGUUGUCAAGUAGAGAUGAGCUAGAGCGAGUCAUUACGAGAGAGGGAUUCGAGGCUUUCUGGGAAGAGUAUAUCAGUGCCGCGGCGGGGAAACUUGCGCCACUUUACCCUUCGCCGUAUAAUGAGACUUACGCGGGCGAGAGGGAUCCGGAGCCUGCGACUGAGGAGGAGAUGGAGAAGCAGCGGAAGUACGUUGAGAGGAUGCUUCUUGAGGGAGCGUAGAUGUGUGGGAGCCUGCUCUCAAGCCUAUGGAAAACGGC
This is a messenger RNA of Xylaria bambusicola, 1466 nucleotides long. RefSeq lists its product as uncharacterized. Bases 1 to 1428 code for a protein of 475 amino acids. The record is from RefSeq and is a predicted model, not a curated record. The transcript is spliced from 2 exons. NCBI's taxonomy places the organism in Eukaryota, Fungi, Ascomycota, Sordariomycetes, Xylariales, Xylariaceae.